GACUGUUAUCUGACACUUCAUUUCAGGUCCCCCAUCCUCCAAACCCUAUCCCUGCCAUAGCUCACGCUCACAGCUCCGCUCAGCUGGGCCAUGGCUCUCACGCUUCCUCAUCCGCUGGCUCGUUUGCCGUUCUACCAUCAAACCCCACGGAUGACUCAGCCAUUGCAUCGAGCUCCCACGUCGGAGACGGGCAUAAGGUCGCUGGGAUUCUCGGCCAUUAGCUUCCCGGCGAAGCCUAGUGACCAAGUAGCCCUCAAAACUUGCUGGGAUUCCAAGACCCAAUACGGCCCUGUGCUCACUCGCGCUACCGCUAGCGGCACUCUGACUGCUGAAUCUGAAGGGACGGUGACAACAAAGAACACUAAGCAGGGCGGUUCUGCAGAAGCAUAUGCAAUUGCUCGACACAUACAUAUGUCUGCUAACAAAGCACGAAGGGUAAUUGAUCAGAUACGGGGACGUUCGUACGAGGAAUCACUUAUGAUACUAGAACUCAUGCCUUACCGAGCAUGUGAUCCGAUUCUUAAAUUAAUUUAUUCUGCUGCUGCAAAUGCUAGUAACAAUUUGGGUUUGGACCAAGCGAACUUAAUAGUUAGUACAGCUUAUGUUAAUGAGGGUGCCACGAGGAAAAAGCCUAGACCUCAAGCUCGAGGAAGAGCUUGUGCGAUAAGGAGGCGCACCUGUCAUAUUACUGUUGUGUUGAAAGAUUCAAGCUUGUAAAACAUGCAACUUUUAGAACCAUCUCAACCUGAGGUUUUCUGCUUGUAAUAUCCACUUAAAUGCAAACUGUUGUAAAUUCCAUAGGAAUUGUAAGUGCAAUCCUAUGUUUUUAAAUCUUAUCAAUAUCUUUUUAAUUA
Messenger RNA from Corylus avellana, 854 nucleotides. RefSeq names its product large ribosomal subunit protein uL22c. Gene Ontology annotation, cellular component: large ribosomal subunit; ribosome. Gene Ontology annotation, molecular function: structural constituent of ribosome. The record is from RefSeq and is a predicted model, not a curated record. Gene Ontology annotation, biological process: translation. NCBI's taxonomy places the organism in Eukaryota, Viridiplantae, Streptophyta, Magnoliopsida, Fagales, Betulaceae.